Penicillium longicatenatum is the source of this 792-nucleotide messenger RNA. Its product is annotated as Trans-aconitate 2-methyltransferase. The transcript has a single exon. The record is from RefSeq and is a predicted model, not a curated record. NCBI's taxonomy places the organism in Eukaryota, Fungi, Ascomycota, Eurotiomycetes, Eurotiales, Aspergillaceae. Gene Ontology annotation, molecular function: trans-aconitate 2-methyltransferase activity. The coding region runs from base 1 to 792 and encodes 263 amino acids.
AUGUCCACCGCCAACCCCGCCCAUGAUUGGAGCGCAGCACAAUACCUGAAGUUCAAAGAUGAGCGUACCCAACCAGCCCGCGAUCUUCUCGCCAGGGUUCCUCUACAGACACCGAAAAGCGUGGUAGACUUGGGGUGUGGCCCGGGGAACUCGACGGCCGUCCUAGAGUCUCGCUACCCCGACGCACUACUUGUCGGAAUGGAUUCAUCCCCGGACAUGAUCCGCCAAGCCAAAUCCACUCUCCCCCAUUUAAAAUUCAAUAUCGCAGAUUUGAAAACUUACACACCCGAGGCGCCAGUCGAUCUAUACUACUCCAAUGCCGUUCUCCAAUGGCUCGGAAGAGAAGAGCGCAUUGAAGUCAUCAAGAGACUGAUUGGAACUCAACCCACUGGAGGAGUGUUUGCUUUUCAGGUUCCCGAUAAUCUCAAUGAACCUUCCCAUGUCUUGAUGAGAGAGACGUCCAAAGCUGGGCCCUGGACGGCGAAGUUGCAAUCGGUCGGCCGGGACACGUUCCAGUCGCCACAGGAGAUUUAUGAUCAGCUCAAGCCGCUUUGUUCGGAGGUAAAUCUCUUCCAUAUCAGUUAUUAUCAUUCGCUUGAAAACCACGAAUCUAUCAUCGAAUGGGUCAAAGGGACCGGGCUGAGACCGUACAUGGAUCCAUUACAGCCAGAAGAAAGAGAUGCUUUCUUGAAAGAAUACUUGAGGCGCUUGGGGGAAGCAUAUCCCUCGUCAGUUGAUGGUCGAGUCUUGCUUCGGUACCCACGGUUGUUUGUAGUUGCUGUGAAGAGCUGA